CUAAGAUGAAGGCUUCAGCUGGGCAAGGCAUAAGGCUGGCAUACCUUCUCCUGAGUUUGGCUUCCCCCUGCCUUCCCACCCCACUCUGGAAGGACCGGGACUCCCUAAUGCAGGAGGAGAAAGCCCAGCAGACGGGUGGCAAUUUGGUGCUGAGCAGGCAGGAACAGCAGCUCAGUACAAAGCUUGUAAAUCUCAAGAAGAAGGAAGUUGCAACAGCCAUAAGUACAGGACAGUUCCCUCCGAGCAUGCACUUCUUCCGGGCAAAAGGCCUCAUUGAUCAGAGCAUGGUGUUCAGCAUCUUAAAGCACAUGCCAAAAGGUGCUGUCUUACACCUGCAUGACUAUGCCAUCCUGAGUGUGGACUGGUUGGUGUACAAUGCCUCCUACCUCCCUGACUGCUACAUCUGCUUCACACACACGGGCACCGUUCGGUUUCGCUUUUCCAAGCCACAUCCUCCUCGCCCAGUGCCAGCCCGGUGCUCCCAGUGGGUUUUGCUGGAGACUUAUCGGAAACAGCUGAGCAAUGUGACUGAGUUUGAUAGCAGCUUGCUGAGAAACCUGACCCUGGUGACAGAUGCCCCUGAGCUGGCCUACCCUUCUCAGGCUUUCAUUUGGAAAAGAUUUGAAGAAAUCUUUCUCAUUGCCUCUGGACUUAUCUGCUAUGCACCUGUGUUCAAGGCCUAUUUCUACCAGGGGCUGCUGGAGCUCUAUGAAGACAAUGUACAGUAUGUCGAGAUAAGAGCUAUCCUGCCUGCGGUGUAUGAACUGGAUGGCACCCAGCACAAUAAAUCAUGGUCUGUGGCAACCUAUCGGGAAGUGACCAGGCAGUUUGUGAAGGAGCACCCUGACUUUGUUGGAGCCAAGAUUAUAUUUACAGCACACAGGAUGCUGAAUGUUUCCCAGAUUAAAGAAGACAUCGUCACGGCCAUGGCACUCAGAGCCCAAUUCCCAGACACCCUGGCAGGCUUCGACCUGGUUGGUGAUGAGGAUGAAGGUCAUUCUUUAUGGGACCUGAAAGAUGCUCUGACCAUACCAUAUUCCAUGGGGGUCAACUUGCCGUACUUUUUCCAUGCUGGGGAGACCGACUGGCAGGGCACCUCUGUAGACAAUAACGUGCUGGAUGCAUUGCUACUGAACACCAGCAGGAUUGGCCAUGGACUUGCUCUUAUUAAACACCCAGUAGCCAAACGUUUGUCUCUGAAGAGGGAUAUUCCUGUAGAAGUCUGUCCUAUCUCCAACCAGGUCCUGCUGUUAGUAGCCGACUUGCGCAGUCACCCUGCAGCUGACCUCAUGGCUGAAGGGCACCCCAUUGUCAUCAGCCCUGAUGAUCCCCCUAUCUUUGGGGCAAAGGGAGUAUCCUAUGACUUCUACGAGGUGUUCAUGGCCAUUGGAGGGAUGAAUGCUGACCUGAGGACCCUAAAACAACUUGCACUCAACUCCAUAAAAUACAGUGCCAUGCUACCGGAUGAGAAAGCCAAGGCCAAAGAGGUCUGGCAGAAAAAAUGGGACCAAUUUGUGGCUGACCUCUCUGAUAGCUUUCUCAGGGAGCUGUAGAAAGGACAAGACUCAUCUCAGAAGGCAUUUGACAAGCCAGAGUGAGCCAGACUAAUUGCUAAGAGGGAGACUGCUUCUUCCAUAUGACCUGAGCAGAUGAAUGAACC
Molecule: messenger RNA, 1660 nt
Organism: Acanthisitta chloris (rifleman)
Lineage: Eukaryota; Metazoa; Chordata; Aves; Passeriformes; Acanthisittidae
Gene: ADA2
Product: cat eye syndrome chromosome region, candidate 1
Exons: 9
Coding region: 6-1553 (515 amino acids)
Biological process (GO): inosine biosynthetic process; adenosine catabolic process
Molecular function (GO): adenosine deaminase activity
Source: RefSeq, a predicted model, not a curated record